Molecule: messenger RNA, 6365 nt
Organism: Protopterus annectens (West African lungfish)
Lineage: Eukaryota; Metazoa; Chordata; Ceratodontiformes; Protopteridae
Gene: NUP214
Product: nucleoporin 214
Exons: 38
Coding region: 151-6225 (2024 amino acids)
Biological process (GO): RNA export from nucleus; protein import into nucleus
Cellular component (GO): nuclear pore
Molecular function (GO): structural constituent of nuclear pore; protein binding
Source: RefSeq, a predicted model, not a curated record
AAAUAUUACGCGUCUGCAUGAAUGAUGCGCGCCAUGUUUUGCUGACGGCAUCUGUGUAAAGAUCAUUGUAUGAGCAGUUUCGCUUUAGUAUAAGUUUUACGUUGUUAAGAAUUGUUGUGUUUUGUGAAUUAAGACAUAUAUAGGAAUACUAUGGGAGAUGACCCUGAUGCAGUUCCCGAAAGGGAAAUGAAGGAUUUUCAGUUCAAACAAAUGAAGAAGAUACGAGUAUUUGACUCACCUGAUGAGUUGCCCAAGGAACGCUCAAGUCUUUUGGCAGUGUCUAAUACAUAUGGGUUGACAAUUGUUGGUAGCCCAGGAGGACUGAAGAUUUUUCAGACAAAAGACAUUGUAGCUGCCAACCAGAUUGGAGGAGACCCUAAUGAGAUAAUUGAAAGCGUGUCCAGCCUGCCAGUUGCAUUAAAAUUGCCUGUGCACCACAUGGCUCUGGCAUCUGAUGACCUGACUCUGUCCGCAUGUAUGGCUUCCAGUGAACAUGGAGUUUUUGUUUACUUUUUCGACAUUAGAGUUUUUAAUAAGAACAAGCAACAAAAAUCUCCAUUUGCAUACCAGAAGUUGUCCAUGAAUGCCAGCUGUCUUGUGAUUGAUCUGAAGUGGAAUCCUGCCAUCCCUUCCAUGUUGGCCGCCUGUUUGUCUGAUGGUAGCAUAUCUGUAAUGGAAGUCACUGAUACUGUGAAGGUCAUUGCCACUCUGCCAUAUACAGCUGGUAUCACAUCGGUGUGCUGGAGUCCUAAAGGAAAACAAUUAGCAGCUGGAAGACUGAAUGGGACUGUGGUCCAGUACCUUCAGACACUGCAGGAGAAAAAAGUCAUUCCUUGUCCUCCAUUUUUUGAUUCAGACAAUCCAGUGAAAGUGCUGGAUGUUUUGUGGCUAAGUACCUAUGUGUUUGCCAUCGCUUAUGCAGCCGCUGAUGGGUCACUGGAAACCCCGCCUGAAGUUGUUAUUGUUUCAUUACCGAAAAAAGAAGAUCGUCAGGAAGAAAUAUUUCUGAAUUUUAAUGACUUGUGUUUUGGAAUCUGCAACGAAAGGCAGCACCAUUAUUUCCUCAACCACAUUGAGUUCUGGGAUAUUAUAUUAGCAGCUUCUGCAGCUUCAACAGAAGUUAGCAUCAUUGCCAGGCAAGAGGAUAAGAGUAACUGGGAAAUAUGGCUCCUUGAAGACUCGAGCAGAGCAGAACUACCUGUCACAGACAACAAUGAUGAUACCCUGCCUCUUGGACUUGCUGUGGAUUAUACCAGCCAAACAGAAAUAUACAUCAGUGAUGAAAAAACCCUCCCUCCAGCUCCAAUUCUCAUGCUUCUGUCCACAGAUGGUGUUCUUUGUCCAUUUUAUUUAAUUAACAGCAAUCCUGGGGCAAAGUCUCUUGUGAGACCAGCACAAAACCUCCCAUCAGACGGAGAAAGACUGCCAAAAGCAGGAUUUGCAUCACCUCCUUCAAGCACUGCUUCAACUGUUCCAAAGUCCGAAACAUCUGUAAUGGCAACAUUUACUGCAGCUGCUGCUUCUAAUCUGUUGUCUCCAUCCUCGCAAGCCCCUGCUGCUUCCGGAGCACUUUCGUCAUUCUCAUUUGCAGCAGCUUCUGUGAAGCCUCUUCCUACCUCAGCUUCUUCAAGUAGUUCAUUCUCCUUUGCACCACCAGCUCACCAGACAGUUCUCACUAACUCCUUUACAGCUCCCUCAUCCUUCUCCUUUGCUUCCCCAUCUCUUUCUGGACCAUCUGCUGCAUUGGUUGGAAGUCCUGGACUGAAACCAUUUUUAGAAGCUUCUGGUCCUCCAGCCACAGUGAAUGCCAGCUUGAACAUGAAAACGAGCUUGACCCAGGGUCCAGUUAUUUCUGCCGCAAAACAAAAGUCCAGUGAAAAAUCUAAAGCUGUAGACAUACCUGCAACAUCUGGAAGUCUGAAGUCUGCUCCCUCAAGUUCUGCUAUGUUUGCCUUCACUUCAACACCAAAACCACCGACAGGAGGGCCUUUCAACCAGCCUCCAGCUCUUGGAGUUUCAUCUGUUGCCUCAAGUAAGACGUCAGUCGCAUCACCUGCAGCAGUUAAUACACGUCCUCCACAGAAUAUGUCUGCAGCCCUUCCACCUCAGAAACCAAGCAAAAUGUCUGUUCCUGCAACCAGACAAGGCAUCACUCAGCCCACUGUGUCAAGUUCUGCUUCAGAAAUUCAUCUGUCAGAGUCUGAUCCUGUCAUGGCUGGCAUAAAAGAAGAGAUCGCUCACUUUCAGAAGGAACUGGAAGAGCUAAAAUCCCGAACUGCAGUUGCUUCUUUCACAGUAGGGACAACAGAGGAGACCAAGAUUCUACGAAAGGAAGCAGACGAACUUCAUACAUUUCUUCUAGAGAUUAAAGAAACCACAGAGUCUGUUCAUGGUGAUAUUGGCACGUUAAAGACCACACUUCUGGAAGGAUUUGCUGGUGUGGAAGAAGCAAGAACACGAAGUGAGCGUAACUGUGACCCAGGAUACUUAAAACUGCUCCAUAAGAAGCCUCUGGAUCCCAAAAGUGAAGCCCAGCUUAAGAAUAUUUGUCAUCUCUACCAGUAUGUGAAGUGUACAUCUCAGGAUGUGAAUGAAAUGCUGGAUAUUGAAUGGGAAAGAUACUUGGACAGCAAGAAGCAGCAAAAACGUCUAAUAGCACCUGAGCGGGAGAUUCUUUUUCACACUUUAGCUAAUAACAAGGAAAUCAUUAACCAGCAAAGACAGCGACUGGACAAGCUUGUUAAGAACUUGCAUCAUCUUCGACUGUAUAACCAAACAUCUCAGUGGAGCAUGCCUAGUGAUUCUGCAGUUGAUGGAAUUCAGAGCUUUGAUGGUGAACUAGAAGGUCUUCACACUGCCUUAAUGAAAACUACGUUAGAGGCUUCUCCCAUCUCAUCUCCUAGAUCCCCAGGAGGAAAGCUGUCUCCAGUGAAGCAGGCUCAGCUGAGAAGCUUCUUAUCUAAGAGGAAGACCCCAACUGAGAGAUCCACUGCACCAGCCAAUCUGUCUCGAUCAGCAUUCUUGUCUCCCGAAUACUAUGAGAGUUUAAAUGAGGACAGCUCUAGUUCCUCUGUUUCUCAAGCCCUUGAAGAUGAUGUACAGUUAGCUGAACAAGAGGACGUCUCCAUUAAUAUUCCACGCCAUGCACCUGUUGUUCGCACCCCUUCUAUCCAGCCUGGUAUGAUUACCCCAGGGCCGGCACUUGGCAAAGUGCAACUUGGGUUUGGAGGUCUUAAUGCAGGAACGUCCGGUAAAAUUACCCUGGAUGGAGCAGACAGCACUGCACUUGUUACCAAAACAGUGAAGCAUGGCGCUCCAGCCAAUGAGAAGCCACCACAGUCUACUCUUCCAGCAGCACAGGCAGCUGCUGCAGCUGCUCUGAGAAGGCAGAUGGCCAGCCAGUCCACAGUUACAAGCACAUCCUUGACAGAGUCCACUUUGAAGAACGUUCCACAGGUGAAGAAUGCCCUGGAAAUUAAAGAUAGCAAUCCCCAGUUAAGUGUUUCACCAGUCAUUGGCCCAUCAGUUCCAGCAUCUGCAGCUCAAGUUGUCCGGAAAGUAUUGGACACUGUUGCUACAAACCAGACAAAUCAGGUGACCAAGUCAUCUUUUGGAAAGACACAGUCCACUGUGAAACCUCCUGCAACAGCUCCAGCUAUGUCCGCUGUACAAUGGUUUUCAUUCGGAAAUUCUGGGCAAGGAGCAGGGAGGACGGACACAACUUCGUUUGCAUCUGCCUUGAGCUCUACAGUAACUCCUGCUUCACUUGUCACCAAGCCAUCCUUGUUCUCUUCUCCUGGCUUUGGACCUCUGACCACCACAUCCACAUCAGUACCAAUACCAGUGCUUUCUGGAGUACAAGUGAACUCUGCUUCAAAGGACUCUAGUCAGAGUAAUUCAUUUGUAUUUGGUAGUAGUACAAAGCCAGCCUUCAGUCCAGCAACAGAAAGCUCAAAUAGUUUUGGAACUUUGAAACCUGCUUCUGCCAUUACAACAUCCCAGCUGACGCAUCCAUCUCCCGAAGCACUUGUAUCAUCCAGCAGGUCUAGUGUAUUGACCACAGCCUCAUCGUCUUCAGCAGCAGCAGAUUCAACAACAACAACAAAAUCUGAAGUUCAGCUUGGCAAAUUGGGAGAUGGUUUCUUUCAGACGACUUCAGCUGGAGAAACACUUGGUAGUUUUUCAGGCCUCAGAGUUGGACAGACAGAUGAUGCCACAAAGACUACGUCUAAAGCAUCGUCUUCUGUUUUUAACUUUGCACAGUUAGCAAAGUCUUCUGCAGUGACACCUGGAUUUGCUUUUGGUUCAUCACUUCAACUUGGAAAGCCAUCAGAUGCCAAGCCUGUGUUAAGCACAGCAGCAGCAUUAAUCACAUCUACUACUGCUGGGAGUGAUGAUAAAUCAUCUUCCAAUCUGCAAAUGGCAAAUGCCAAACCUCAAGAGGUUCCUUCAAGUGCUGCCAAGCCUUCAUUUGUAUUUGGACUGCCUCAGACAGGUAAUUCUGUCACUCCUCCUCCUGCUCUCUCAUCUGCUAGCCCUCUAACCACCACCUCAUCCUUUGAACCUGUUUCAUCAUUUGGGAGUGCAUCUUCAGUACCUGCUGCAGACUCUGUCAUUUCCAAUUCUUCUGGGGAUGCCAAGCUACAAGCACCAGUACAGAAACCUGUGGAAAGUACUCUAUCUUUGCAACCUCCCCAGCAGGCUCCAGACUCUGCUACCAAUUCAUCUCUGUCCAAAGCAGAAAAUGUGACUGACAUGCAUUCUGGAGCUGCUACUUCCCCACCAACCACAGAAGUUACUUCUCUUCCACCAUUAUCUACUUCUAAAACUGAGCCGGUGUCUCUGCUACCUACCUCUGCUUUACCUAAUACAGUUAUUUCUGCAACUUCUGUAGACACAUCAAGUGCCAUCUCAUCUACUGUGGUAUCGGCAAACACACCUGCAUCAACCGCUGAGUCUGGGGGUUCUGCAAGCACUGCAGCCUCAUCUGGAUCUUUGUUUGGAAUAGCAUCUCUGUCCCCUGCUGCUGCUUCUCCUUUUGGACAGCCUGAUAAUUCUACUGGGCAGAGCACUGUUUUUAGCCAAACUCUACCGAGUACAUCUACCGCCACCACCACAACCAGUACAAUCACUGGCAGCACUUUUGGUCUCCAGGUAACCACUGCUGCCUCUACAGCAUUUGGGCAGCCUGCUACUAGCACAGCUUCCAGUACUGCAGGUUCUGCAUUUAGUGCACCAGUUAGUACAGCCGAGUCAGCAGGUGGAUUUGGAAAGCUGCCAUUUGGACAAGCACCUUCCUUUGGACUUACUGCAAACAGCACUUCAGGUUUUGGCCAACCAGUGUUUGGAAUGCAGCCAGCAUUUGGACAAGGAUCACCCUCUACCCCUGCAUCCACCAGUGAGAGCAUGUUUGGUGGGUCAUCAGCAGCUAGUACUUCCAGUUCUUUCUCAUUUGGAGCUUCAACAGCCAGCAGUGGGGGUCCUAUCUUUGGUCAAUGUUCAGCACCAGUGUUUGGACAAACUUCUGCAUUUGGGCAAACUGGGUCCUUAUUUGGUAGUAACACCACGACAACUCCAUCAUCUGGAUUCAGUUUUGGUCAACCUUCAGGGUUUGGUGGCAACACUACCGGUUCGUUGUUUGGUCAGACAUCUACAGGUGGGAAUAGUGUAUUUGACCAGACCACUACAUCCUCCAGCCUGUUUGGGAACAGUGGUGCUAAAUCAUUCGGGUUCGGAAGUACUACUUUUGGAGAACAAAAGCCCUCUGGCACGUUUAGCUCUGGAAGUGGGAGUGUGGCCAUUCAAGGGUUUGGUUCCUUCUCCACAGCCACUAAAGCAGGUGGCUUUGGAGCUGCUCCGGUGUUUGGCAGCCCUCCUACAUUUGGGGGUACCCCAUCGUUUGGAGGGACGCAGACAUUCGGUUCAGCCCCAUCCUUUUCAAACAACCUGGGCCCAAUAGGAGGCAAAGUGUUCGGUGAGGGAACUGCAGCUGCAAACACAGGAGGAUUUGGUUUUGGUGGCAGUGGUAAUGCCGUGUCAUUUGGUGCCCUAGCCGGUCAAACCAGUCAAACUCCGCCUGCUUUUGGGGCCCUGCCCCAGCAAACUUCCACUUUUGGCGGACAGACUGGUGGAUUUUCCAACUUUGGCUCAAGUGGAUCUGGAGGAUUUGGAUUUGCGUCAUCUUCGCAAUCCAGCCAGCAAGGUUUCAGUGGGUGGAGAGGUUGAAGAUGCUUCCUGAUUUCUCUCUCGUUUCAUCAGUACAAUUGCUAUCUUAAUAUGUAAAUUUGUAACGCACUGAAUUAGUUUUUACCAUUGGCUGACAGUCAUGAUAAUUUUUCUUCACCUAAUAAAUGUUUUAAACCUCA